Molecule: messenger RNA, 2845 nt
Organism: Durusdinium trenchii
Lineage: Eukaryota; Dinophyceae; Suessiales; Symbiodiniaceae
Source: the annotation of a GenBank genome assembly
GAAAAGCUGGCUCAUUCAGUUUACCUGUGCAUUCACCAGCAGCUUGCUGCAAUGAUUCGAUCUCCUGUGAGUAUUGAGACAGUCGCUCUCACUGGUGGAGUUUGUGUCGCCGUGCUUGUGUGGCUUCGUAGAAGGCCAGCAUCUUAUCCUGGAGAUGCCAUACCUCCAUCCAAACAGUUGAAGAGAGAGGCCAAAUUCCAGGAGAAGUCGCACAAAGUCGAUGCUGGCUGGAAACCGUGUGUUGAAGCGCAGUCUGAGGUUUUGCCACACCAAGUCUCUGGCCAGCAAGUCUGGGUUUAUUCCUCAGAAAAGUCCGAAGACCCAGUGCUGUUCUCCCCGGCUAACAAUCCAAACAGCAGUGACCACAUCUUCCGACAGGCAAAGCUGAAAGAAUGGAAAGGGCCACAGCCAGACAGUGACAUCCCACUGGAUUGCCUCAGCGUGGUGCGCAAGGGCUUUAGUUUCUAUCAGAUGCUCCAAUGUGAUGAUGGUCAAUGGGCAGGUGACUAUGGAGGUCCACAUUUCCUGCUGCCGGGUUUUGUGAUUGCUGCUUACAUCACUGGGCACAUGGAUACAAUCUUCCCUGCACCUCAUUGUAAGGCCAUCCAAGCCUACCUACUGAAUCAUCAGCAAGAAGAUGGUGGCUGGGGAUCGCAUAUCGAGUCUCCCAGCACCAUGUUUGGGACCGUGCUCAACUAUGUUGCUUUGAGAUUGGUUGGUGUGGAAGCAGAAGAGGAGGCCUGCCAGAAAGGGCGACAGUUCAUGCGCCAACAUGGUGGAGCUUUAUAUGCACCUUCCUGGGCCAAGUUCUGGUUGGCAGUCCUUGGUGUCUACGAAUGGCAGGGCAUUGCUCCAGUGCCACCAGAAAUGUGGCUCCUACCGCAAUGGUUUCCUUUGCAUCCGGGAAGGUUUUGGUGCCACUGCCGAAUGGUUUAUUUGCCGAUGUGUUGGCUAUAUGCGCGCAGAUUCACCUUCAAAGCAGCAGAAGAUCCAAUUGCUUCAGCACUACGAUCUGAGCUUUACCAGGAAGGUCAAAAAUACCAGCAGAUUGAGUGGAGGCGGUAUGUGCAUUCCGUGGCCGACAUUGACAAUUACAGCCCAAUCCAUCCCUUCAUGCGGGUGUUGCAGGAGGCUCUUCUCCUUUACGAACGUUUUGGCCCAUGGAAAUGGCUGAGAAAGAUUAGCAGUGAUUUUGCCUUGGAGUACAUGCAGUCUGAGGAUUUGGAGACAAAUUAUUUGACGAUUGGCCCUGUGAGCAAGGCCCUUCACUUGCUUGCCAGCUGGGUAGCGGCGGGAGGAGAAACCGAUUCCAAUUCUGCUGCAAGAAGCACUGCCUUUAGGGCGCAUGUGCAGCGAGUUCCAGCCUACCUUUGGGUCGCUGAGGAUGGUAUGAAGGUCCAGGGCUACAAUGGAAGCAUGGCCUGGGACACGUCAUUUGCCAUGCAAGCAGCGGUUGAGGGCGGCUUGGUCUCGGAGUUCAAGGACAUGUCAAAGAAGGCUUGGCAAUGGCUGGUUCAAGAGCAGGUGCGAAGUUUGCCUCACGGGGAUUGGAGACACUGGCGGCAACCCAUCCAGGGUGGCUGGGGUUUCAGCACGGCAGAGCAAGCGUGGCCUGUGUCCGACACCACAGCUGAAGCCUUCAAAGCUGUGCUAUUGCUUCGCAAACAUGCGUGCAUCAAAGCAGAAGGUGUACCCAUGCCAGAUCAGCAUUUGUUCGACACCGUUCGGUUCCUGUUGUCCUACCAGAAUGGUGAUGGGGGCUGGGCGACCUACGAAAACAAUCGUGGCUGGAGUUGGUAUGAGCUCCUGAACCCUUCGGAGGUUUUUGGGGAUAUCAUGAUCGACUAUUCGUAUGUGGAGUGCUCCUCUUCAGCUAUGCAGGCAUUGAUGCUGUUCACGGAGCAGUUCCCUCAGCAUCGGGCGCGCGAAAUUGCUGGUGCCAUCCAGCGUGGGGCUCGCUUCAUAGAAGCAAUGCAGCGAAGCGACGGAAGUUGGUAUGGAUGCUGGGGCAACUGCUUCACAUACGGUUGCUGGUUUGGAAUUGAAGGCCUUCUGUGUGCCGGAAGGCCAGCAUCCUGCAGACCCAUAGAGGCAUGUGUGAAGUUUCUGCUAGGAAAGCAGAAUUCGGAUGGUGGGUGGGGCGAAGACUUUGCGAGCUGCUUCAACAGAGAGUAUGCGGCAAGGGAGAAGCUCUACGGAUGCGAUUCGGGGAGUACUGUCGUUCAAACUUCUUGGGCAUUGCUCGCACUCAUGGCGGCAAACUGCAAGGAUAUCGAAGCGGUUCAACGUGGAAUUGCGCUGCUUCGGCGACGGCAGUUGUCAACCGGAGACUGGCCACAGGAAAAUGUUGCAGGAGUGUUCAAUCGUUCCAUCGGGAUUACGUUGCCCAGCUGCGCUUUUGUUUCUCUAAUUCAAACCUUGAGCGCAGCUUUGUUUGAACACCAUCUUCAAUCAGGUACACUGCCUUUCGAAAUGUGUUUCCACUAUGGGCGAUUGGACGUUUUGCGGCAGACUAUGGACCUCGUCAUGGUUGCAAAUGAAAGGGCCAAGGGCUAGAAACAAUGUUCGCUACUAGGAACAAGUGCAUCGCUUCUAGUAACAAGUGCCUUACUAGUAACCAUGUUUGCUAUUAGAAACAAUGUUCGCUAUUGUAUUUUCCACAGUACAGGCCCACAUUUGGGCUUUCGCCUCCUGACUUGGCCGGAUCGGCUCGGAAUGGACUGCCGAAACCCUUGCACCAGUUCUUCAGGCUUGCAAAGACAAGUAAGACAUCAGCCAGCGUUUUAAAACAAAAAGAAUCCGAUGACCAUCUCGUCAACGGCCAAGUCGGCAUUGAAAGCUGUCG